AUGCCGGUGGUACACAGCUCUGCACCAGCAUCGUUGCAUGGAUCGAUCAUUCAACGAACUCGGACCCGUGCAUUUGCAAACGGCGCACCAGUAGAUGGAUAUCACGACCAUCCUAGUGUGAGAACGUCCUACAGUCGCGAUCGCGACGGAUGGCGCACGCCGACCAUCGAAGACGCACAGCAUGCAGCAACUCAGAUGCAAUUGCAGGCGCAAUUCCUGGACCGUUAUUUCCACAAUGAUCAUGAUCGCAGCACAGACGAGGAGCAGAGUAGGAGAGGAUUUGACGACGAUGACGAGGGCGGCAACGAAGGUAACAACGACGAUAUGGAUAAGCCGAAAGAUCUGUCUUGGAAGCAGAGGAUCGAACAUGUUACUUGGGCGUGGUUCACUCUGACCAUGGCCACGGGUGGUAUUGCCAAUGUUCUGCAUGCAGUACCAUACCGCUUCAACGGCCUCUACACGAUUGGUCUCAUAUUCUUCCUCGUCAACAUCGGUCUCUACAUCAUCAUCUGGGCCAUGAUCAUCGCCCGCUUUGUAUUGUACCCGUGGACAUUUCGCGCGAGCUUCACGCAUCCUACGGAAUCACUCUUCGUCGCUGCAACCGCCGUCUCUUUCGGCACCAUCCUAAUCAAUGUCGUCGAGUACGGGACCGGACGUGUCGGCCCUUGGCUUAACCAGACGGUUCUGGUUUUAUUCUGGAUCGACGGCGCUCUGGCUGUCCUCUUGAGCAUAGCCAUCUACCUUACUCUAUGGACCAGCCUGACCUUCACGAUUGCGCGAAUGACGCCCAUCUGGAUCUUCCCGGCAUAUCCACUGUUGAUCAUGGGCCCCCACGCCGCCAACAUAUCAGCUCAAGUGAUAAGCCACAGCGCUGCUAUCCGCGUGAUUAUUGGAGGCUUCACGAUCCAAGGCAUCGGAUUCCUCGUCUCCUUGACGAUAUAUUCUGCUUUUGUCUAUCGACUGAUGACUCAGAAGCUCCCUGCCGAGCCACUGCGUCCUGGCAUGUUUGUGUCUGUGGGACCUUCAGCUUUCACUGUCAGUGGGAGCAUCGGCAUGGCGCAGAAUCUGGACAAGGUGAUCGCUUCAACGUCCUCGUCCACUUUCAUGGGCGUUCCAGGUCUCCUGGCUGCACAAAUCCUCCGUCUCUGCGCCAAUUGGAUGUCUCUCUGGCUCUGGGGCUUGGCAUGGUGGUUUUUCUUCGUCAGCCUACUAUCCAACCUCGACUGUUUGAGGAAGAACCACCACAUGCCCUUUUCCAUGACGUGGUACAGUUUUAUUUUCCCACAAACUGCACUGACGACCGCAACCUUCGCCAUAGCCAAGGCGUUCGACGUUGGUGCAAUCAGGAUCAUUGGGUGCGUCAUGACUUGUCUCUUGAUACUUGCUUGGGCGGUCGUUGUCGGCUUCAUGAUCAAAGCCAUCAUCAACAAACAGAUCUUGUGGCCGGAGAAGGGAGAAGAUAAAUCAGAAGGCGGCUUCAAGGCUCGCUGGUUACGGACCGCUGCAUCAACCAAGGAGCCUGAAUCUGAUGCGGGCGCAGCUGUUUUUCCCAGCUCUCGUCACGAAGCUUCAGCAGAUGCAGCCAGUGAUAACGUGUGA
Messenger RNA from Exophiala viscosa, 1599 nucleotides. RefSeq names its product voltage-dependent anion channel-domain-containing protein. Gene Ontology annotation, biological process: malate transmembrane transport. Gene Ontology annotation, molecular function: malate transmembrane transporter activity. The transcript has a single exon. Lineage: Eukaryota; Fungi; Ascomycota; Eurotiomycetes; Chaetothyriales; Herpotrichiellaceae. Gene Ontology annotation, cellular component: membrane. The record is from RefSeq and is a predicted model, not a curated record. The coding region runs from base 1 to 1599 and encodes 532 amino acids.